AUGUUCAAGUCGGCCUCCGUUGCCCCAUCUUCGGUGGCCAGUGUGACAAUAGGAACUACCCAUUUUGUUAAUGCAGUCGUAACUCGCGACUCGACACGUCUGUCUCGUGUUGCAGUAAUUCGAUUGUCCGGACAGUUCAGCAAGCAUGCACCUCCGGGCGUAGAUUGGCCUGCCUCUUUGCGAAAGAUCAUCCUAGGACAUUACGCGCUAGUCAAAGGAGGCCUGGAGGUUGAUGGUAGUCUUAUAUCGGACAUCAAAGAGCACGAGAUCCUGGAACAGUGCAAGAUCAUCAAGGAAAAGAAUAUCAAGAGCAUCGUGGUGAAUGGUGUCUUCAGUCCGAUAGACACGAUGGAAAAGCAAGAAGAACGUGCGGCGGAGAUCAUCAAGCGUGAGCUGGGAGACGGUGUCGACAUAGUCCUCAGCAAGACAGUCGCGAACCUGGGGUUCUUGGAGCGCGAGAAUGCGGCAAUUCUCAACGCAUCGAUAUUGUCCUUCGCCCGAAAGACCAUCGCAUCUUUCCAGGAUCCCAUGAAAGAGCUUGGCCUGAAUUGUCCCGUGUUCAUCACACAAAACGAUGGCACAAUACUAAGUGGUGAAGCCGCGAGUCGGUUGCCAAUACGAACCUUCUCGUCCGGCCCAACGAACAGUAUGCGCGGCGCAGCCUUCUUGAUCGGCAAAGAUAAUGAGAAGGGAGAAGCAAUGAUGGUCGUGGAUGUAGGUGGUACAACCACCGAUGUUGGCUUGCUACUCGCGAACGGCUUUCCUAGACAACAGGCUGCAUACUCUGAGCUUUCGGGUGUCAGGAUGAAUUUCUCAUACCCCGACGUAAAGAGCAUUGGUCUGGGUGGCGGGAGUCUGGUCAGGAGAAUCCAAGGCAAGUUGCACGUUGGACCAGAAUCAGUUGGCUACAAGCUGCCAGAAAAAGCGCUUGUCUUUGGGGGCGAUACACCUACAACUACUGAUUACAUGGUCGCGGCAUCUCUGGAGCUCAAGAUUGGUGAUCCUGAGAAAGUGAGGGAAAAGCUUGAUCAGAAUGACAUACAGGAUUUCCAGAGUGAAGUCAAAAGCAUGCUUGAGCGCAUUAUCGACACGAUGAAGACGGCUCCCGAGGAUCUGCCAGUCUUGCUGGUCGGCGGUGGCGCUAUUGUUGCUCCAGAUACCCUUCGAGGGGCUAGUAGGGUUAUCAAACCAAAAUGGUCAGGAGUGGCGAAUGCCAUAGGCGCCGCAAUGGCUCGCGUGAGCGCUGUUGUGGACACAGUCAAGUCGACAGAAAAGCAGACAUCGAAAGAGAUCCUAGCAGACAUAUGCGAGGCUGCAAAACAGAAAACAAUCGAGGCCGGAGCACUUCCAGCAUCUGUUCAGAUUGUAGAAGUCGAAGAUUUGCCUCUGCAGUACGUGGCAAACCAAACGCGCUUCAUCGUUAGGGCGGCUGGAGACUUUGACUUCUCGCGAUCGAGCGACUUUGCAGACCUCCACGUCAAGAAAGAGGAGGACGGUUCAGCAACACGGACAGAAGACUCUAAUGAUCCUGCUGCUGCACCUGCGGCCGAUGACAACUCUGUGGAAGAUGAGACACCGGACGUUGAGAUCGCGACGUACGUGCCAAAAGUCAUCAAUCGUGAAUGGUGGAUCUCUGAAGUCGACCUUGCUUGGAUCACCAUCGGUUGCUACAUCUUGGGGACAGGCGGCGGUGGCUCCCCAUACUCGACAAUGCUACGCGUGCGUGGUAUACUGAGAUCUGGCAAUACUGUCCGCGUCGUCAGUCCAGACGACCUGAAAGAUGAUGACAGAGUCGGGUGCGGUGGUGGUGCAGGCAGCCCAACAGUUGGGAUCGAGAAAUUGUCGGCAGACGAGAUGAUGGAUGCGCAGAACCACCUCUAUGAUUUGUUCAAAGGUGGCCGUGCGACGCACGUCAUCCCUUUGGAAAUUGGCGGCUCGAACGGUUUACAGGGUCUGGUCCUCGGCUCCUCUCAAAACAUGGACGUACCAUGUGUCGAUGCAGAUUGGAUGGGUAGAGCGUACCCUACGAAAUGGCAAACAACGCCAGUGGUCUUCGGCGAGCGUGACAUAAUCUUUGCGCCGGUAGCUAUAGCAGACGGUAAUGGCAACACCUUGUAUAUGGGCACUGCUGCGAGCGAUCUCAAGGUCGAACAAGUCAUCAGAGCUGCCCUGAGCCAGAUGGGAAGCUCAGUGGGAGCAGCCGAUGCACCUGUCACAGGCGCCGAGACAAGAAGGUGGGCAGUUGAACACACGAUCUCGCUGUCGUGGCGUAUCGGCCGCGAAGUCGCACGUGCCCGAAAAGAGAAUAGGAUCGACAAUGUUGCUGAGUGCAUCAUCGACGCUGUAGGCGGUACUAAAGCCGGACGUGUCCUGUUCAAAGGCAAGAUUGUCGGUGUGGAGCGUAAGCUCUACAUGGGACAUGUAUAUGGAGAGGUCAUCAUCGAAGGCACAGAAGCAGCGUACGCAGGCAGGAUUAAGAUCCCCUUCAAGAACGAGAACAUUGCAGCGAUUCGCAUACCAGAAAGCGGCGACAGCGAGACCGGAAAGGAAAAGAACGAAGAUGUGCUGGCCAUAGUUCCAGAUCUGAUUGCCGUCAUUGAUGCGCAGAACGGUGAAGCGGUUGGCACGCCAGAGUAUCGAUACGGUCUACUCGUGCAGGUUCUCGCCUUCACUGCUAGCGAGAGGUGGACAAGCCCGCGAGGCAUUGAGAUUGGAGGUCCAAAGAGUUUCGGUCUGGAUCAUCUUCAGUACAAGCCUCUUGGCACAUUUGUGAAACCGAUCAGUGUGAUAGAUGAGUAUGACGCAAAGGCUUGA
This is a messenger RNA of Parastagonospora nodorum SN15, 2814 nucleotides long. RefSeq lists its product as hypothetical. Gene Ontology annotation, cellular component: cytosol. The transcript has a single exon. Lineage: Eukaryota; Fungi; Ascomycota; Dothideomycetes; Pleosporales; Phaeosphaeriaceae. Gene Ontology annotation, biological process: glutathione metabolic process. The record is from RefSeq and is a predicted model, not a curated record. Gene Ontology annotation, molecular function: 5-oxoprolinase (ATP-hydrolyzing) activity. Bases 1 to 2814 code for a protein of 937 amino acids.